This is a messenger RNA of Helianthus annuus (common sunflower), 1524 nucleotides long. RefSeq names its product E3 ubiquitin-protein ligase PUB23. Gene Ontology annotation, molecular function: ubiquitin protein ligase activity. The transcript has a single exon. Gene Ontology annotation, biological process: protein ubiquitination. The coding region runs from base 113 to 1354 and encodes 413 amino acids. NCBI's taxonomy places the organism in Eukaryota, Viridiplantae, Streptophyta, Magnoliopsida, Asterales, Asteraceae. The record is from RefSeq and is a predicted model, not a curated record.
ACCAAGAUAACCCAAAACAAACCCUAACUUUCACUCAUUCAUCUCUCUCAAAAAAUCUUCAAUUUCUAAAUUUUUUCUUCACAAACUUGUUCUUGAAAUUGUCCAUUUUCAAAUGGGUGAUCUCAAAAACAUCGAAGUUCCUCCGUUUUUCGUAUGCCCGAUCUCGUUAGAGCUCAUGAAAGACCCGGUAACACUUCCAACAGGAAUCACAUACGAUCGCAAUAGCAUCGAAAAAUGGCUAUACACCAAGAAGAACAACACAUGCCCGGUGACAAAACAAGUCCUUACCGAUCUCGACCUCACCCCUAACCACACGGUUCGUCGGUUGAUCCAAUCUUGGUGCACCCUUAACCCCUCAUCCGGUGUCGAAAGACUCCCCACCCCUCGCUUACCGGCUUCCAAAUCCGACAUCCUCAAACUCCUAAAAGGUUUAAAGCAUCCCAACUUGCAAAUGAAGUGUUUGAAGAGAUUGAAAGAUAUUGUUAUGGAGAGUGAAACUAACAAGAGAUCAAUGGAAGCAGUUGGAGCAGUUAAUUACCUAACUUAUGUGCUACACAAUGAUAAUAAUAACAACACGACGUCGUCUUCACCGUUAGAUGAAGCAAUAACCAUUCUUUACCACAUGCAUUUGUCACAAACCGGACUUCAGGGUUUGCUACUCAAAACCGGCGAGUUCGUAGAGAUGUUAACACGCGUGAUGCAACGCUCGAACAGCUACGAAACACGUACAUACGUUGUCAUGCUGUUGAAGUCAAUCUUUGAGGCUACAGAGAACAUGCAGAUGCAAGUCACAAGAGCGUCAUUAAAGCCGGAUUUCUUUAUAGAGUUGGUCAAAGUUUUGACCGAUCAAAUUUCCCAAAAAGCCACCAAAUCAACGUUGAAACUACUCAUCAAUGUUUGUAAUUCAUCAGGGAAGAAUAGAAUAAGAGCGGCCGAAGCCGAAACUGUUUCGACGUUAAUCGAUAUGUUGUUAAACUCCGACAACGACAAGCGAAUGUCGGAGAUGGUGUUAACGUUGUUGGAUCAGCUUUGUCAGUGUGCUGAGGGGAGAUCUGAGCUGUUGAAACAUGGGGCGGGUUUAGCGGUGGUGUCGAAAAAGAUUUUUAGGGUUUCGCAGGUGGCGAGCGAUAGGGCGGUGAGGAUAGUGCAUUCGGUGGCGAAAUUUUCCGGCAACGGUGGUGUGGUGGCGGAGAUGUUGCAGAUAGGGGUGGUGGGGAAGUUGUGUUUGGUGUUGCAGGUGGAUUGUGGGGGUAAAAUGAAGGAGAAAGCUAUGGAGGUUUUGAAGAUGCAUGCUAGGGUUUGGAAGAAUUCUUCUUGUAUACCAUAUACUUUAAUUUCUUCUUAUCCAUCAUGAAAUGUGGAAUUAGGGUUUUUACUUUUUAGGUUAGAUGAUUUGAUGACAUUUUUUCUUUGUAACUUUGAUUGGCUGAUUGUGUAAAGAUUUAUGAUGGUAUUUUAGUCCUUUAGAAAGAAUGAGGUGACUAAAAUUCUCAUAACUAAUUGUUUUGAGCAAAAUAUUUGUGC